UUUCUCCAGCCCCGCCUUUUCCGGUACCUGCCGUAUCAUGGCGCAGGGACAGCGCAAGUUCCAGGCACGGAAGCCGGGGAAGAGCAAGACCGCGGCGGCGGCCUCCGAGCGGACUCGAGGCCCGAGGAAGGGUGGUCGUGUUAUCGCCCCCAAGAAGGCGCGCAUCGUGCUGCAGCGAAAGCUCAAGAAGGACCUGGAGGUCGGGAUCCGGAAGAAGAUCGAGCAUGACGUGGUGAUGAAAGCCAGCACCAGCCUGCCCAAGAAGCUGACGCUGCUGAAGGCCCCCGCCAAGAAGGAGGCGCCCUCUUCCUCCGCCACCGGGACGCCUUCCUAAGGACGGCAGCCUCCGUGCUCAGAUCCAUGCAGGUGACCCCGCAGGCGGCCCCGCAAGGAGGGGCCGAGCAGUCACACGCGCCUCAGGCUUCACUGGGGGCCUAGCCCGGGCUAGGUGAUCAGAGGCUCUGAAAUGCACUGGUCAGACUCCCGGGGCCCCCAGAGCUCCAGAAGGGGAGGAAAUGUCCACCGAUUCUGUGUCCUCCGCCCCCGCCUCGGGUCUUACCUCCACUGGUUUAACCCAGAGCAAUAAACCUGACUGUCCUUUCUCCUGCACGCCA
This is a messenger RNA of Hyaena hyaena (striped hyena), 614 nucleotides long. It is a transcript of the gene CUNH19orf53, whose product is annotated as chromosome unknown C19orf53 homolog. The record is from RefSeq and is a predicted model, not a curated record. Lineage: Eukaryota; Metazoa; Chordata; Mammalia; Carnivora; Hyaenidae. The transcript is spliced from 3 exons. Bases 38 to 334 code for a protein of 98 amino acids.